CUGUGUGCGUGUGACUGUGAGUGUGACUGUGUGCGUGUGACUGUGUGAGUGUGACUGUGUGAGUGUAUGAGUGUGAGUGUGACUCUGUGAGUGUAUGAGUGUGAGUGUGACUGUGUGAGUGUAUGAGUGUGUGCGCUCUGCGGUGUGUAGGCAGCUGCCCAGGGUUGGUUCCAGCCUGUGCCUAUUAUUCCCCCCGUGACCCAGGUUGGGAUUAAGCGGUUACGGUGAUGGAUGGAUGGAUAUUUCUGACUCUUAACUAGCUUAACCUUGCUCCUGUUUGAUUGUGGUUUCAUGAAGCCCCUCUCAGCUCUCAUUACACCCGCCCUCGGGUGCCUCGUUAAGCGUGUCGUGACAGAAUGGUGAGACUCUUCCAGAACUCCAGCAGCUUACCUCUCUUUGCCCUCAUAGUGGAGGUGUCUUCAGGCAUUAUACUGUACAGCGUUCAUUGCCAUUGCUUUAUUAAUUUAAUCAUCAAUGGUUAUUGUUAACAUACCUUGGCACACGGGGCACAACAACAAAGUAUGUCCCAGUUUCAGGGUCUGGACCAGAAGAUAUAGUGUCCACUUCUUUGCUGCAUGAAGCUGCUCUUCUUGCCAGCUUCCAGCAGCUCCUGGAUGUAACAGCAGGAGGGAAAAGCAGAAGAAGCUGACUGUACCCUUAACGGGGGUCUCGCCAGACCCUGCCCUGAACAAGUCUCCUGAACCCAGCAUAGGAGGGGCCACCACCACACCUCCAGAGCCCAUCCUCACCUCUGCUGUGCCCCCAGAGGUCACUCUCCAGGCUUCCGGCCUAGACAGGGCCACUCCACCCGAGUUCGAGCCACAUUGCUCACACUCGGUCACCUCAUCUCCUGCUGUCCCAUUGGCUCCCUCUGUGUCUAUUGGAUUCUGGAUGACACCCUCAUCGGGACCCUCCACACUGAACCAGGACCGAAAAACAAUGUAAUCAUUUUAAAAUCUCAUUAUAGGGACCCCCAACCCCGCUAGGCAAAUAUUUUCAUUGCCCACCCUGGACGACAUAUCUCUGGUUAUUGAUCAGUCUCCCACUCAUCCAGAAAGAGCUGCUUCAACUCACAGGUUCUGGGUUUACAAGAAUGAACUGCUCAUUUCAGGUCCUGCCACAGAAUCUCAAUGAGGUUUAGAUCUGACUGUUCUGACAUCUACAGUAACUGCAUGACCAACCUCAGCUUCAACUCUUGAAUCGAUGGCCCAAUAUUCCCCUGUAGAAUGUUCUGGGAUUGAGCAGAAGUCGUGGCAAAUACAUUUAGCAGACAUAACAGUCUGCAUGGUGCCUUUAAGGCAUCUCACCUUUCUGCAGUAUUGCUCCACAUCUCAUGCUUAUCAUAAAGUUUGUUUGUUUAGUGGACAGCGGAUUCCACUUUCCAGAUCUGCCACACGUGUCAUUUCAGGGCAGGAUUAAGAAGGCAAAUCUAACAUUUAACACAUCAAAAUUAUACAUUUAGAGACAAAUACAAAGCCUGCAAAUAGCAGGAAGAAGGGGGCUAAGUGGGAAGUGGUGUGGCUUCAAACCUUCUUAAACAUAGUUUCCAGUUUCAAUUAAUAUUUUAAAAGGGGCAAUUGACAAGGUUUAAAAGUCACCUCUAAUACCAAAUAACUACAUGUGUCCUGGCCAAUUAAAUAGCAUAAAAAAUCGAUAUACGGAUUUUAUAGCUAUGUCCACAAGAUGGCGCUACAACAUCUUUUUUACUUUCAGGGGGGUUUGCGUUCACGACCCCUACUUAAAGAGAGGCACAACUUUUCCAUUUGGCAUAAAGCUCACUGAAGCGCCGUAGGCGACGGUGGUACCGCACAUAGUACCUCAUGGGAGAUGUUUGAAGGCUGUAACUGAACUUAUCCAUCCCGGGAAGUAUUAGGGCAAAGAGUAAAGACAGGGGUCCGUCCAAGAACCGGCGAAAUCGGGACCUCCUGUUUCUGGAAGGCAGUAAAUAAUCAAGCGAUGCUGAAAAAAGUGCUGCACUGCAAAGACGCAAAGUGAUCCGUCAUUAACAACAGUUAUUUUUAAUCGUAAAAAAACUGAGCCGAAAACAUUUAAGAGAUAACAGGUGAGGAAUUUCUCAACAUCCAAAUCGUUGAUCUGUAAUAUUUAUAUUUAUGCAAGAAUUUAUAUAGGUUAUUAAAUGUUAAUGCGUUGUUAAUCUUUUCUCAGUCCACCAAAUGGAUUUAAGAAAAAUAAGUGCAAACCAGUCAUCCGCAUUUUUGGAGUGCCUAACUGCGCAGACGAGCUUGUCCCUGAGCAUCACGGCCAAUGUGACGGAGGAUGCAGACGGCACCGCCUGCGCAAACGCCUCCGCCGCCCCGAAGACGCCGCUCCCCCGGAAUAAAGAAAUGCACUCUGUGCGGAUCUUUCUCUACUCACUCAUCUUCCUCCUGGGCGUCUUUGGGAACCUGCUGAUCAUCUUGGUGCUGCUGGUGAACAAGCGAAUGCGCACGGUGACCAACUCCUUCCUGCUGUCGUUGGCGGUCAGUGACUUGACUAUGGCAAUAUUCUGCAUGCCCUUUACCCUCAUUCCCAACCUGCUGGAGGACUUCAUCUUUGGGGCUGCCAUGUGCAAGAUCGUUACCUACUUCAUGGGCAUCUCAGUGAGCAUCUCCACCUUCAGCCUGGUCGCGAUAGCCAUCGAGAGGUACAGCGCCAUCUGUAACCCGCUGAAGUCUCGCGUGUGGCAGACGCGCUCCCACGCCUACCGGGUGAUCGCGGCGACUUGGCUCCUUUCCGUCUUCCUCAUGGUCCCCUAUCCUGUGUUUAGCACCCUGGUUACCUUCAAAAAGCGCAAUCGCGUCACUGCGCAUAUGUGUCGCCUCAGCUGGCCGAAGAGCCAGGUGGAGCAGUCAUGGUACAUCCUCCUGUUGUGCGUCUUGUUCUUCAUCCCCGGGGUUGUGAUGAUUAUCGCGUACGGACUGAUCUCCAGGGAGCUGUACCGCGGAAUCCAGUUUGAGCUCGGGCAAAAAAGGCAUGCAGGUGGGCUUAAGAAUGGUCUGAGUGGUGCAGUGGCAUCUGGUAGUGAUGAUGACGACGGCUGUUACAUUCAAGUCACCAAGAGGCCCAAUGCUGUGGAGAUGUCAGUACUCACGGCCACCAGAGCCUCCAGCACAGACCGACCACGCAGCAACACCUCAGAGGCAAAACUCAUGGCCAAGAAGCGAGUGAUCCGCAUGCUGAUCGUCAUCGUCGCCAUGUUCUUCGUCUGCUGGAUGCCCCUGUAUUCCGUCAACACCUGGAAGGCGUUCGACUGGCAGUCGGCCCACCAGACUCUGUCGGGGGCGCCCAUCUCCUUCAUCCACCUGCUCUCCUACACCUCGGCCUGCGUCAACCCCAUCAUCUACUGCUUCAUGAACAAGCGCUUCCGCAAGGCCCUGUUGGCCACCUUCACCUGCUGCUGGAGGCCGUGCCGGGUUCGGCGUGAGACCGAUGACGACGUCAUCGCUAUGGGUGCGUCACUGUCCAAGUUUAGCUACACCACUGUGAGCACGAUGGGACCCUCCUGACUCCAGGUACAUAAAAGCACAGGCCCUGCAUAGAUACAAAAAACCGUGAUGCUUUUCACUCAUGCUUUUCACAUAAUAUUAGUGUUCCAUGCAGUGCACUGUGAUUUCCUGUGUAUAAAAGCGAUUCCUGGUUUUUAGUGAAUGUAAAUGCUGUGUUCUGUUGAUUAAGGACUCAUUUUCUCUUGAGAGAAGCUUUUUCCGAACUUUUAAGUCUGUGUUGGAGUAUUACUAUGUGUGACGUACAUAUGUGUUUGAAAUUUGAACACUGGAUUUUAUUUUACCGGUCAGUGCUUGGUUAUUCAUAAAAGCUCACGCCUUGUCCAGCCAGGUACCAUUUUGGUAUCUUUCCUUGCUCAUGUCUCUCAGAUGUUUGUAAUUCUGUAAGAUUAGUCUGCUGGCUACAUUUACAUUUAUUUUAUUUAGUAGAUGCUACAGAUUAGAAUAUCCCCUUUGGGCAAAUCAACAACAGUGUAUUUUUGGUUCUGGCUUCAGAUGGUACAAUGUACUUAAAAUUGAACUUCUGCUUUAGAUUUAAUCUGCUUUGCUAAUUACUGUGUGUAUGACAGAGGUGGAAAGUUCAGGUUCAGAAAGUACAAAUCCAGGCCAAGAUUUUGUUUCAACCAACCAUUUGUGUACUCUGUGAAUGUGUUAUACUGAACUGAUUGAUUGAAUCAAAACAUUGGUCUGGAUUUGUACUUUUUGAACUUAAAUUUUCCCCCUCUGGUGUAUGGAAUGGAUUGGUCUCUUUCCUUAUAAUAUGUUGACACAAUGUCGAUAGCUUAUGAAAUGUAUGGCUACUUAUAUUUUAAUCCAACUAGUUUUUCUUUUUGUUUAAUAUGUGAUCGAUUAUCUAUCGAUUAAACCUUUGCAGCUCCAGUAAUGUAAUGCGUAAAAUUAAGCAGUAAAACUCUUAUGAUUUAGCAAACUUUCAGCACCGUUAUAAUUUCCUUAAUAAUGUGUUUUAAUUAAUGAUAUUUUGAGUUUUCAAUGGGAAAAGGUAACAAAAAUGCAAAAGCUACCAGAGCAGUAACCUUGGAGAAGCUUAAAUAUAUGGAGGAGAUACUUACCUCUGCAGAAAAGUCUCUGGUCCAUAUGAUUACUGUCUGUAUCCACUUGGGUAGUCAUUCUGAACAUCUUCUGAUUGGAAAAGUACAGCCAACCAAAGAUGAUUCUCGCACCAAAGGUGGUAAUAUUGCAGAAAUGAAUAUUAAUUUCCUUUUUUGAAGUUUAGGGAAUUAACCAAAACUUUUAGUAGCAAAAAAUCAGCAAGUUCUGAUUAGCAGUGUGUAAUGCUCAAAGAAAAAGGAAUAUGUAGGUUGUUCAUAAAUAUUCAAAUAUUCAGUUUACUGAAGUAUAAACAACCAAUCUCUGCUGCACUUCUACGACCCGAAGAGCCUGAAAUCAUUUCCCCAUAUCUCAGAUUACAGAACCCAGUGUAAGAACCUCCCUAAGAAUAUUCUGCAUGGUUCACAUUGCCUUACGUUUCAUAAUUAUCUUAAUGGACGAUAAUUCUAUGGUAAUAUUUCUCUCUCUGUAACUAGACAAAUUUUUUACAAAAAAUUAACAAAAAGGAAAUCUGGAAAUGUUAUGGAAAAUCUGUUUCGUUUACACAGUCAUUUUUUAAGGUCCACUUGACCUCUUUUCAAAUGUACUCAGUACCCAUUGUCCUAGGCAAGGUUCACCACUGGCACCCCCUAUUGGAAACAAAGUGAAACUGACUUGCUAAGGCAGCACCUCCUCAAAAGAUGGCACCAUAGAUGGCUGCAUAUAUUGUCUAGUGGGUUGAUCAGCACUGAAUAACCUACGUAUGUAGCUACUUUAUCGAGGCAGCACAGCAGUAAUUACAUUUAGCUAUCUACCUCUCAAGUGAAAGUCCAUCUUCAAAUCAGCAGAAAAUACAAUCCCUACAUCCCAUAGUAACCUUGGUGAUUCAUGUCAUACCUCCAAAGAAUGUGGUACUGUAUGUCUUAUUUAAGCUAUUCAAACCCUGAAAGCAGCCACAAGGAAAUACGUUUUUGAACACUGUAUCAGGAACUGUUUGUAUAUUCAGAGUAAUACAUCACAGUAAUUUAUGCGUUAAUGGAUUUUUUGCCUAUGAUGAAAGUGCCUGGAAAUUGUAUAUACAUACACUGCCCCAAGAACGGUAAGUUAAUAUUCCUAGCAGUGCGCUUAAGUGAAUGUAGUGAUGGUUUUGUUGAUUUAUUGAGGCUUCUUCAUUCUUCAUGGAACCAGAGUUGCUGUAGCUGAAGUCAUACAUUUACAUUGUAAUAAAUUUAAAGUAAAUAGCGGCAGCCCUCUCCUCACCAAUGAAUUGUGUACAGAUACUUAGUCGGCUGAAGGCACCACAAUAACGGCAUAUUAUACAGUCACUGAAGCAUUUUUCUAUUUAAAUGUAUUAAUGUUUCUUGUUAUGUUUAAUAAACUGAAAGGGUUGUCGAGAGCAGAAUAAAUUAGACUAUUAGAGACUAUUAGAAAAUGUGGAAAUCAUGCAGUUCAGGAUCAAAUGGAUUCUUCAAAGUAAUAAACCACAUCAGUAAAUUCUGACUAAUUUAUUCCACAGCAACUAGUUAUCAGAAUACAGUGUGGAAGAUUAAAUAGCAUGUAGACAGCGUUUGGCCUCAUGCUUAGUUUUGGCUGUACUGUAACAGCAUUUAUUUCCAUGCCAGCAGCAUCAAGUUCUUAAGUAGAUACUGUAUAUUAUGUUUAAUAGAAAUAUUAAAAGAAAGCAAA
Molecule: messenger RNA, 6236 nt
Organism: Brienomyrus brachyistius
Lineage: Eukaryota; Metazoa; Chordata; Actinopteri; Osteoglossiformes; Mormyridae
Product: cholecystokinin receptor-like
Exons: 5
Coding region: 2175-3506 (443 amino acids)
Biological process (GO): neuropeptide signaling pathway
Cellular component (GO): membrane
Molecular function (GO): gastrin receptor activity; neuropeptide receptor activity
Source: RefSeq, a predicted model, not a curated record